Molecule: messenger RNA, 1662 nt
Organism: Pararge aegeria (speckled wood butterfly)
Lineage: Eukaryota; Metazoa; Arthropoda; Insecta; Lepidoptera; Nymphalidae
Product: pickpocket protein 28-like
Exons: 14
Coding region: 1-1662 (553 amino acids)
Biological process (GO): sodium ion transmembrane transport
Cellular component (GO): membrane
Molecular function (GO): ligand-gated sodium channel activity
Source: RefSeq, a predicted model, not a curated record
AUGAAUAAAAAAUAUAAAACUAAGAAGAAGAAAGUGGCACCUGCGAAUUUAGAGCAGCAAAACUACUGGGCUCAAUCAACGUACCCGUGGUACGACUGGAAUACAAACAAACCGACAAGCCGCAGUAAAAGCGAGGAAAGGCCGUUUCGACAAAUACCGUUUUUCCAAUCAUUUCGCCGUGAUCUUAGGGAGUACUUGCUGACCUCGACUCUACAUGGUCUUCGCUACGUCGGAGAAAAAAGGUUAACAUGGUUUGAACGAUUUUUUUGGCUGGCUGCUUUCGGUAGCUCAUUAAUCUGCGCCGCCUUCUUUAUUUUAAACGUAUAUGCAAAAUGGCGUAUGUCGCCAAUGAUUGUCAGCAUCAACCCCGAGAAUAUGCCAUUAAACCAACUACCUUUUCCUGCGAUCACCAUAUGUAAUGUUAAUCAAGCGAAAAAAUCUGUUGCAGAACGAAUAAAAAGAUCAGGGGAUUCUAUUGACAAAAAAUUAUUGGAAAGCUUGUGUUCAACUCAAACUGAUGCAGAUAUUUUCGAGGACGAGAUCGCUGAAAGUGCUAACUGGGACUACACACGCUCUUUUCUCAUAAAUGUAACGCAACCUUGCAACGAGAUGCUCUCUCUUUGUAUCUGGAAUUCUGUGCAAAUGAGUUGCCAAGAUUUGUUCAAUGCACAACUCACGGACGAGGGACUUUGUUGUACCUUCAAUGUAGUCCAUCGAGAGAAAAUGUUCCGAAAUCCAAAAGCACUGAAUGACUUGAACUUCACAUUUCCGUUACCAACAGUUGACUGGACUCCUGAAAGUGGCUACCCUACUGACGCGCCAGACGAUGGAUUCCCCUGGAAACCUAAGGGAAUUGGUACCGACCAUGGCUUAACUUUAGUUUUAGACGCAAACCUGGAGGAAUAUUACUGUGCCUCAACAAAAAGCACUGGAUUCAAGAUUCUUCUACACAAUCCGACAGAAACGCCAAAUAUAGCUAAACUAGGGGAAGUGUAUGGACCAGGAAUGGAAGCCCGCGUGGCCAUACAGCCGAGAAUCCUCGAUGCUCAACCAUCUCUUAGAUAUAUUGACGUCAAUAAGAGGCUUUGCCUUUUCUCAAGCGAAAAGGACUUAGUGUUCUAUAGGACAUACACAUUAAGAAAUUGUGAGAUGGAGUGUGAAUCACGCAACGUGCUAGACAUUUGCAAAUGUGUUCUUUAUUAUAUGCCUAAGAAUAAAACCACAAGAGUCUGUGGGAAGGCAGACGCGAAAUGUUAUAGCAAUUUAAAAAAUUAUGUACCCCAAGGUCUUGAAAGAGGUUGCGACGAAUGUUUACCUGCGUGCACGGAGAUAUCUUACUCGGAACGACCUAGUGGAGCGCCACUGAACAAAGCACUUGUUGACCGCUAUACGAAGAGUAUUAGCUUUGCCCAGAAUAGGUCCGCGGAAUAUUUUGCAGACAACAUGUUAAUAGUACAUUUCUAUUUUGAAGAUAACUCAUUUAUGAGAUUCACAAAAGGUGAAAUCUUUGGCCUCACAGAAUUUCUAUCAAACACUGGUGGCUUGCUCGGACUCUGCAUGGGUUUUAGCAUGAUGAGUGCAGUGGAACUAUUGUACUACUUGACUCUGCGAGCUCUAUGUGUUGCCAGACAAAGAAAAACGGUCCAACCUUUCAUUAGAUAG